This is a messenger RNA of Pseudogymnoascus destructans, 933 nucleotides long. RefSeq lists its product as uncharacterized. The record is from RefSeq and is a predicted model, not a curated record. Gene Ontology annotation, biological process: purine nucleotide metabolic process. The transcript is spliced from 3 exons. The coding region runs from base 136 to 807 and encodes 223 amino acids. Gene Ontology annotation, cellular component: cytosol. NCBI's taxonomy places the organism in Eukaryota, Fungi, Ascomycota, Leotiomycetes, Thelebolales, Thelebolaceae. Gene Ontology annotation, molecular function: GMP kinase activity.
GCAAAGUGAGAACAACUUCGUGCCUAAAUUUAAAGGCUCCCUCAACCCACCCAGGUCGAUCAAGAAUUUUGGGAUUGAAGGUACAGAACGAACAACCAGUUCUCGGGCUAUACAAUUCCCACUCUCUCCCUCUCUAUGCUCCUCGGUCGCACUCUGCGAGCCAUUCGAAUAGACCGUUUUCCCAAAAGACUUCAUCCACUCCACCGCUCCUAUACAAUGGCUCCCACAGCAACCCUCCCCAAGGAUGUUCGUCCAAUCAUCAUCUCCGGCCCCUCGGGCGUUGGCAAAGGCACGCUCUACAAGAUGCUGCAGGAUGCGCACCCGAACGUCUUCGAGACGAGCAUAUCACACACAACCCGGGGCGCAAGGCCAGGAGAGGCGCACGAAAAGGACUACUACUUUGUGAAGAUGGAGGACUUUGAGGAUCUGAUUUCGAAGGAGGGGUUCGUGGAACAUGCGCAGUUCGGGGGGAACAGAUACGGGACGAGCAGGGAGAUGAUUGAGAGGUUGACCAAGGAGGGGAAGGUGGUUAUUUUGGAUAUUGAGAUGGAGGGCGUUAAGCAGAUCAAGAACACAACCCUCGAUGCCAGAUACGUGUUUAUCGCACCGCCAAACUUUGAGGCUCUCGAGUCCAGAUUAAGAGGCAGAGGCACAGAGAAGGAGGAGAGCAUCCAGAAGCGACUACAGCAGGCGAAGGCCGAGUUGGAGUAUUCGAAGGUUGAGGGGGUCCACGACAAGAUCAUUGUGAAUGACGACAAGCAGAAGGCAUUUGAGGAGUUGAACGAAUUUGUUUUCGGAAAGGAGUAAAUAAAGUAGGAUACAUAUCUGUGGGAAAGAGUGAGGUGUACAAAUGGGCAAUUGGGGUUAAAUGCCAGUAACCCGGCGCUCGGUAGCCAAGUAGACAAGAAAUAGACGUAUUGAGAAUCUUGCCGC